Molecule: messenger RNA, 1890 nt
Organism: Colletotrichum karsti
Lineage: Eukaryota; Fungi; Ascomycota; Sordariomycetes; Glomerellales; Glomerellaceae
Exons: 2
Coding region: 1-1890 (629 amino acids)
Source: RefSeq, a predicted model, not a curated record
AUGGGCUAUGACUGGGACGCGCACGAGAAGCUAUGUUUCCAGCUGUACAUCAACGAGAAGAGGUCCCUCGAGGACAUAAUGGAGUACCUCAAAGUCCAUCAUGACUUUCGCCCCUGCAAACGGGCCUUUCAGACGCAGUUCCGCAAGUGGGAUUUCCCCUCGAAACGGAACCCCGCGCACAAGAAUGGGAGGCUCGUCGCGCGGGUCAAGGAGCUGUGGGAGCGGAAUCUCUCGCAGAGGGACAUGUUGACGGUCCUGAACCAGGAUGGGUUCGAUAUCAAGAAGAGGGAGCUGGUGAGGGUCAGGACUAUGAACGGGUGGCUCAUGAAAGCUGCCAACGGGGAGCGGAUGAGGGAGAAUGAGAACGAGUCGAGGCCCGGGAUGGACCCGUUGAGUGAUUUCGCUGGGCGGAAUGACGACGCUCAGAUGGCGGGCGGUGCCAAUGACAUGACUGAAAUUCUUGGGGAGAUGCCUGACGAGGAUGCCGCGGCCUGGGAUGGCGAGAAGAAUAGGCGGAAGAGGAGAAGAUUGAAGGCUUGGGAGAGCACAUCGCAGGACGUGCCGGUUGCGCCGCGGUUCCCGUCCGAGACAACGCUCGACGAGGCCAAGGCUAUCCUCGACCUGUCCAACGAUGUCUAUCGACAAGUCCGGGCCACAUUCUCACGGAUUUGUGAAGAGUCGGGCAUCAGCAAAAAGUCAAUCGCCGGUCCCGACAAGUGGGAAGCCGCUAAGGAUCGGCUGGUCAGGGAGAUGCCGCAGCUCCGGGACGUCAUGUCCCAGUCUGAGGAGGAUCACAAGUCCAAGAAGCUGGCGCUUGAUGUCAUUUGUGCAGACAUUACGAAGCGGGCGCGCACGCUCGAUAAGCGCGUCACUCUUGCGGAGAUCAAGACGAUACUCGGCGUGAAUCCGGAGGAGACGAGGGAGAUGCGAUCUACGUUUGAACAGAUCGCAAGAGAAGCCGGGCUGGGCUCGAAAUCAGAAGCCGGGCCGGAGCGGUGGAGUGUUCUCAUAGAGAGGUGGCAGGACAGUUCGCCGCUUGUUCAGCGUGUUCUUGCUCAUGGGCCAGCAGCCCCCGGUUAUGCUGAGAAGGAGCGGGCUCUGGAUGUCCUCGCUCGCGACGUCAUGAAGAGGUUGCGGGAUGAAGUGUCCAGGAAGGACAAGCCGAGCAAAGGAGGCUCUGUCAAAGCUAAGCAGCCUGCCACCAGCUUUGAGCCUCAGCAAGAAACUGUGCUGGCCCCGACUACCCAACCAGAAAUGAUUGAGGACAUCCAGGGUAACCACGGUUUGGUCAACCAAUAUGGCAACGCCGGCCAGGUCUCGUCCUUGGGCAUGGUCCCAAGCUCUGGGGACAGCCAGACGCAGAUGCUCAUCCCAGUGCCCAUGCAAUCCCAAGCCCCCGACCACCUCGGCCACUCUGCCGCGCGCAUCCUCUCAAACGCCCUCCUCGGCCAGACCAACAUGGGACUCGACUCCCACCUCGGGUCCUCCCUCCUGAUGUCCGCCAACGCCCAAGCGGCCUUCGUGAGCCAGCAGUACGCGCAGCAGUUCACGGCCUCGCAGCCCAUCUACCACGCACCGCCGCCGCCAGCACCCACGGCCGUCGUGGCCAUCUACCUCCGCCUCCACCCAUCGUCAACGUUCGUGGUGAACGCCAACCUCUGGAUCGCGACGCUGGGCUCGCACUCGAUGCAGGAGCUACGGCAUGUGGCAGCCAGCAAGUUCCCAGGUGCCCUCUGUCUAAGGGUCGAGGGUGUGAUCAAGGACGGCAAGGGCGGGGAGAUGCCUUUGCAGAUCGACCAGGACCCGGAGCUGGCUGCGUACUUGGCGCAUCUGCAGGGUGCGACGCCGGUUUUCAACGUCCAGCUCGUUCCGGGGUGGAAGACUGCUUGA